UUCGAGUCGAAGGGUCCGACUCCGAUGAAACCCCGAGCUUCACCCCAAGCUUCAAUCCAAUGUUUGGGAGCAAACGCCUCGGAAGGUUUAUCGAAAAACGGGCGAAGAACGGGAACUUCUGGACGGUGAGGGCCAAACGUGUUGCCAACUAUGUUCAUCGGGUCAGACAUCGUGAGCGUCAGACUCCACUUGAUGGCGAUGGCACUACAGAGGAUGAUUUCGAUGGACUUCAUUUUGAUGGAUUUAGUGCUUAUGGGAGCGAUAAUACCUGGACACUCGCUGAUACUGGGAUUGGUCCGGCGAUGGAUGCCACGAUGGGACCUUUGGUAAAUUCAGUGAACAGUAAUCCGGAUGCCAAUUCGAAUAGACCCUCUAGCGGUAUUCUUGGUAGACUGGUACGGCAAGACGAUAGCGAUCAAGCAGGAAUAACACUGGGGCCGCACAAUGAUGGAAGCUCAGCCGAUGUCAUUGCCACAACAGUUUAUUUCUCGGAAACGGAGAGUUCAUCGGGUGUCUUAAGUCACCCAGAUCUCAAUCAAACUGGAACUGGGGUAGCAGAAUCGAGAGCAUUACACAGCGACAUCUCCCACUCCGCUCUGGAUAGAGCUCCCGCUGAAACCAUACAACAAGUCCAGUCACAGGUUACUGGUUCUAGGUCGGGAGCAGAAGAAGAAGCGCGCCAUGAUUCAGUAAACCCGCCUCGAUUCCAAAGACAAAGGAGCACGGCAAAUACCAAUCCCCCAGUUGGUACUGUUCUUGAAUCAUUAGAACCAGAUGAUCAAAAUGUCGCUAUACCAGCGUCUCGGCUGCCAAAUGAGAGGCUUGAACUGCAAACUGAGUUUCCCGGUGCCUACAACGAACACUCAACUCUUGGUGCUCGCUUUGAGUCAGAUGCUGACGAAUCUAUAUCUCCGCGAACUCGGGAACCAGCCAACGACAAUCAAGUUCAUCAAGACUCGAGCACGAGAACUUCUGUUCCAGAAUGGAUUGCGAUGCAAGAGCUUCAUGUUCCCGUUCCCGCAGGAGUAGGAUUGGGAAUAAUGAAUUGGGGGCCCGGCUUCGACAACCACCGGGAGCACCCUCAUACUUUAGGUAGGCUAGAAAGAAGCAGAGAAACUGAGACAGAGCCGGCUGCUGGUCGCUCGACGAUAUCACCAUAUCACAGCCAAUCCAGCAGUCAACCAAGUACAUCAUUCGGGUCUCCCCAGCCGAACCUUAGCGGAACAAACGUCACGAGCAGCACGUCAGCUCUAGGAGACACUGCUGAAAAGCCUCCAUCCUUGAGGAAUAACGUUAUUCCAACCGACUCGGAUGAGCAUGGGACCGAAGAGGACAUGGCCGCUGAGACGACCCACUUUGAUGAACGCGACCCUGAGCUUGCGAAUCCUAACAUGGAAGAAGGCCAUUCUAGAGCUACAAGUGCUGAUAUUGAAGGUGAAAUCAGUAUUGACCAAGACACAAACGAUGAUAAUGGCCAAACUGGGGAUGAUUGA
This is a messenger RNA of Periconia digitata, 1493 nucleotides long. The record is from the annotation of a GenBank genome assembly. NCBI's taxonomy places the organism in Eukaryota, Fungi, Ascomycota, Dothideomycetes, Pleosporales, Periconiaceae.